UAGCACGCUUGGUUUUCAAUGCCUUAACAACGCUUAUAUUGGGACAGUAUUGAAAAACUGAUUGGAGUUUAUUUUGACAUUCUUACUGAAAGAAAUGGAAUGGUUAUACAUGGAUAUUGCAUUCAAUGAGGGAACAUCUACUAAUCGACAACAGAAUGGCCAGAGAAGCUAGAACAUACAGCGAAAAACAACGACAACCACCCUUCAAAACACCCUCUCUCUUCUGUAUCUACUAAAUGUCGGCAACGGCAGCCACUCGGCGUCGGAAGCCAGUUAAAGAGAUCCCCGUGUACAACGGCCCCACCAUGGCGCACGUGGGAUUCCAGGGCGCGCGCCAUAUGCAUCCUGAGCGCAUGCCAAGUGCCCGCAGUGAACGUACAACAGCCAUCAGACUGUUCGAUACGUCAGAGGAAACGCUGGAAAAUGUUGAAAACCAGUCAAAAAAUGCAAGGAUCCUGAUCGUCAACGGUCUGAAGAUGAAUCAACUCAGUGACGGUGUCGUUCAGCGAAUGUUACUUCUCGAAAAACUGGACCUUAGUGAAAACCAACUAGGGGACGCUUCAUUACCGGAGGCAUUCAAGAAGCUUGAACAUUUAGUGGAACUUAACCUCAGUAACAACAAAUUUACUAAAAUGCCGACUGCACUUAAGAAGCUGAAAAAUCUGUCGCGGCUGAGUAUCAGUUAUAACAAUGUGGACAGUUUAAAGGGCAUUGAAAAACUCAAGAAAAUGCAGGUGUUGAUGUUAGAUCAUAACAAAUUUUCACAGGUGUUCAAGGAAGUCACUCACAUGAGAAAGUUAGAAAUAUUAGACUGUAGUCACAAUACCAUACGAGAAGUUGGUUUAGAUGUUCGGUUUCUGAAAAACCUCAAAGAACUUAAUAUCUCCAAAAACAAAAUCUCAGUUCUUCCAACAGACAUUUUCCAGCUCAAAAAUCUUGAAUCUUUCAAAGCCAGUCAAAAUCAGAUAUCAAAAAUACCGGUAUUCAAUAUGAAUCCGCAGCAUUGUCACUGUAUAUCUGAAAUUGACCUAUCAAAUAAUAUGAUCAACAAAUUUCCGGGGCAUUUACUCACGAUCUCACAGAAGCUUGACUUGUCCUCUAAUCGAUUAAAGACGCUUGAUUAUUCAAAAAUGAAGAAAGUAGAAAUGGGCCCCGGAAAGGAAUUGUCAGUGGAGGGGAACCCCCUCACUUUCCCACCAAUGGAUGUGUGCGAGAGCGGGCUUAAGUCAAUGAUGCGGUUCUUCCAGGAAACAGAGCUCAAUACGAAAAUGUACCAAGGUGUUAAGAUCCUGGUACUGGGUGCACCUAAGAGUGGAAAGACCAGCUUUGUUCAAACGUUUGCCGACGGCCAACCCCGCCUAUCAGAGGAGAUGUAUGAGAAAUCUGCGGGCAUCGAGGUCAGCGACAUGAACAUUGAAGACGUUCCUGAGAAUGAACCCCCACCUCCCAUCUCUUUGUCAGCAUCCAAAAAACCGCAAACCUCGGCAAAAGUGACGUCAGCGGCUUCAGGGUCAAAAUCUGGCCGACGGACACCAACUAUUGAGCAAAAUAACCCAAAUCAAAAGCAACACUCAAAACAGACAAAGCAUUUACCGACUCAGGUCUUGAACGGUGUACAAGAAAGCGAUGACGUCAUUGCUGACGAUAAUUCUUCCACGGCCAGUAGCUCCGGCAAGCGGACCCUGAACAUGACUAUAUGGGACUUCUGUGGCCAUCCAUUUUACCUCUUUCCGCAUUAUAUGUUCUUUGAACAACCAGCGAUAGCAAUUUUGACUUUCAACAUGCAUUCUUACAGGAGUGAGCAUUUUGAGGAAGUGAUCAGCUCUUGGUUUGAUUGGAUGAUUGCAAAAACUAACAAACUGUGUGUUCUGCUCGUUGGAACUCAUGCCGAUAAGCUGAAGAAAGAAAAGAUUAAACAGGUAUGUAACGAGGUCAAGGCAAAGCUGCAAGCACAUGCGGAAAGACAACGUCAGAUAGUCCAACGGCGUAUUGACGUCAUCACUGAGAAGCCCCAUAUCUCCCAAACCCUUUCCGCCCAACUGAAUGCUUACUCGCUACUUCUACAAGAGAAGUUUAUAGUCCAGAGUGAGGUCAUUAUCACGAGCGCUGCCAAAAAUACAGGUUAUGAAACGGUUGCCGCUUCAAUUGAGAUGCUGUCGAAUGACUCCCGACAAUUCCCUAAUGUAUUACGGGUGAUCCCGACAUUUUGGCUGGACGUGGAAUCGUUCUUGGAGGAGAAGGGAAACACAAUGGUUGUUCCGAUGGUGAAGUUCGACCAGCUGAAGGAGGAAAUUGGCGCCAAGUUUGGCAUGAAGCACCUUGUCAGUACCAUAGUGCAAUAUCUCCACGAGACUGGCAAGGCUCUGUGGUUUGCCAACAAUCCCGCAAUGAAGGGGGUGGUCAUUCUCCGCCCCGCCUGGUUCUUCGAUGUGUUUCGGGCGGUGUUCAGGCACGAUCUGAAGGAAAAACUGGAUGUUGAGGUGGAGGACAGCUUUAAAAUGAUCGCAUUUGACGAUGAGUCGGAAGAAGGUAUCACACAGUCAAAGUACGACCAGAUGAAGGAGGAGUUCCUGACAGAAGGCAUAGUGGACAGAGACCUUCUCAAAUGUAUGAUGAGCCACCUGCUCCCCCUCGAGACAAAUGGACCGUUCAUGGAGGUCCUCAACCUCUUCAUGGAUAACCUUGACCUUGGAUACGUUGUCACGAAAAAGCCUGGUGGUUACAACCUUGACCCGGAUACAGAAGGGAUGAUCUCCCGGAAGUACCUGUUGCCAUGGUUCCGGAACGUACCAGAGCCACCUUCUGUUUCCGAGGUAUGGGGACCUCUGGAGGGAAAACAGCGGCUGGCAGGUGUUUGCAGGUUUCCUAAGUACAUGCCGCCUGGUCUGUUUGAGAUGCUGAGUGUUCGCGCGCACAAAGGCACCCACAACCUCCGCUUCCUGUCACACUGGGGCUCCGGGUUCCAUGCCAAACAUAAAACAGACAAGCUGCAGUUGAUGUUCACGUACUACGGUCACGAGGACGACAAUGGGACAACACUGCGGUUCGAGCUAAGAGAUGACACUCACGAUCCAAACGAGGAUGCAGUUUCUGGCUCCCACAUGUGGUCAGUACUACUUCCGCUGCUCAUGGAUCUUGAGGAACUGCUACAUUCCUACACCGGAGUGUUGGUUGAGCGGCUGAUGGAGUGUCCGGGUUGUCGCCUCCUGACCUUUCAGGGGGAAUGGCUGACACCCAAGGAGACCCAGGGGCUCCCCACUCGCCCAUGUGAGGAAUGUAAUGAGAACAUCGACACUGCUUUUCUUGUACAGCCCAGGGAAAAGAAGAGAGAUGAUGUCCGCUUCAACCUUGCCAAAAUUCGCCAGAAAAAGCGGCAAGCCCUUGCAGGAUCUGAGGAUAGCAACCGCCCUGGAAAGUUCAACGCUCCACUUCAUGCUAACGUCCGAACAGGACGUCGCACCGCCAUAUUGCCCAUGGAUAAUGUAACAGUAGAUUCUGGCGGCAGAUACGGCAGUGUGUCGUCUGCCGUUGGGAGCGAUUUAGACAGUGACACUGAGGAUGUAAGAACGUCACGUCAUCAAAGUGCUGUUGGCCUUUUGCCAGGAUUAACGGAGGGAGAAAUGAUGUCAUUUAUUACAAAGCAGCGAGAACUUGGAAAUGCAGCUGAGAAUGAUGUAGAUCGGAGCCAAUCGCCUCCUGCGAAUGGCAGUGGCCUACUGUCCGGGUUCAAUUCCACUCAGAUGGUUUCUUUUCUUAAAAGACACAGUGACGGAGCAAAUGGUGAUGAACGUGGGUAUUCAUCUGACGAAACUAAUGAUGAACAAAAUAUUCCAGCGUCUCGAGGCCUUUUACCCGGACUUAGUGCCGACCAGAUGGCGUCUUUUCUUCAGAAGCAUGCUAACGAAUCGGGAUCUGAUAACGAAAGUGAUGAUGUCACUCCUCCUACAUCAUUUAUGAGGUCAAACAAUAUCAACAGCGAAAACGAUGCUGGCCAAUAAUUUCCGAAUGUCAGUGAUUAUCUGGUAGCCGAAUAUAAGAUUAACAAUGAAAUGAUGAUGUCACACUAGUUUUCUUUAUGACAUAAUAAAUCAUUUUGUUAGGGGAAUUUAAUCAGGGGUUUGUACAUUAAAGAAUAAAUUUAGACCCUUAUAAUUAAUGCUCAUAACCACAGGACCUGUCAUAUAAUUAACAGUUCUUAUAUUAGCUUUAAUUUUGGGGUCAUUGUAUUGAUUCCAUAAAAUUUGACUUAUAGGACAUGGUAUCCCAGAGUAUGAUCACACAUCCUGCUCAUUUUGUUAUUGUUGUAAGAAAGGGGGCAGGUCCGUUGAUUACUCUAGCCUAUAGCGCCCGAUUUACCUUAAUUAAUACUACUAUAUAACAAAUUUUUCAAAUCAACUUUUUUGUUUCUAUUCUUAUAGAAUUUGUUCUACGCAGAUAUCAUGUUCGAUGCAACAUCAUACCUUUACGUUCAUUUGCAUUCUUAAGACUUUAUUGAAACAAUCACAUUAAAAACCCUUAUAAUAUACAUGUAGAUAAUUAGAUUAGUACAUUCACUUGUUAAGGAAUUUCACUAGAUAUUUAUUUAGAACUGUAUUUUUUGGAGAAGGAGGUCCAUGUUCAUACGAUGUGCUCAUCUUGUAGCUCAGCUGUGAUAUUUGAUAUUCUAUUCACUGUGAUUCUGUAUUUUUUUCUCAAUAUCAUAUGUUAUAUUUUGAGACGAAGUUGAACUCUGUAAGUUGAUAUACACAUGUGUAUGUGUGUCAUAUAAAAAGUCAUAUUUCUUGUUUCUCAGUAUUUAUAAAAUGUCAUAUUUCUUAGUAUUUAUGAAAUGUCAUAUUUCUUGUUUCUCAGUAUUUAAAAAAUGUCAUAUUUCUUGUUUCUCAGUAUUUAAAAAAUGUCAUAUUUCUUGUUUCUCAGUAUUUAUGAUGUAGAUGCAUUGCAUAAAGAUUAAAUAUCAUAGUGAU
This is a messenger RNA of Mya arenaria, 4964 nucleotides long. Its product is annotated as malignant fibrous histiocytoma-amplified sequence 1-like. Gene Ontology annotation, molecular function: protein binding. Bases 237 to 3998 code for a protein of 1253 amino acids. The transcript has 14 exons. NCBI's taxonomy places the organism in Eukaryota, Metazoa, Mollusca, Bivalvia, Myida, Myidae. The record is from RefSeq and is a predicted model, not a curated record.